Chaetomium strumarium is the source of this 1347-nucleotide messenger RNA. Its product is annotated as N-glycosylation protein-domain-containing protein. NCBI's taxonomy places the organism in Eukaryota, Fungi, Ascomycota, Sordariomycetes, Sordariales, Chaetomiaceae. Gene Ontology annotation, cellular component: endoplasmic reticulum membrane. Gene Ontology annotation, biological process: cellular response to oxidative stress; protein N-linked glycosylation. The annotation marks the transcript as partial. The record is from RefSeq and is a predicted model, not a curated record. The transcript has 3 exons.
GAUGUUUAUCAAGGUAGCCCCGCCAAGAUUGAGCUCACCCCUAGCGAUCGAUGACCUCAGGAAGCGCAUUAUUGCACCGCUUAUUUCAGGCCCAGUGCCGCCACCUCAGCACCUCCACCUUUCCUCGUUUCCCUUCGGAGCAGAACCUCAAGUCGAUGCUCCAUGGGGCAGGAGACGCACCUUGAUGUACAGCCGCGUGAAGCCAAGGGCGGAGCAGCCGCGGGCGGAUAACGGACUCAACGGCGGCGCUGCUGCUAAGCGCUCCCUGUCCGAGUCCCGCGGCCGGGGCGCUGCGGCGCCUGCCGGAUUAACCAAGUCCGCGCUCGACCAUGCCGUCCCCAGACCGGGCCUGAACCCCACACCCGGAAGCGUCACAGCAACAGCAGCUGCUGAUCACGCCGGCGCCGGCCCGGUCCGGUCUACUCUCCUCCAACCCCGCGUUGCCGUCGCGCUCGGCCUCUCCAAGAAAUGGUACCCCUUCCUCUUCCUUUGCCGGCUGGCCUCGAUUGCCCCGGGCGUGCUCUUCGGCCUGCCAAACGCUCUCCGGUUGCUCGCGACACUGCACCUCAUGUACCUUGACCGAGUGCUCGACGGCGGCGCAUCGAGCAAGCUGUGGCGAGGGGCAGGAUCGUCCUCGCCGACGUCGGGUUACGACCCAGCAUUUGAAGCCAGGCUGCGGCUCACCGAGACACUGCUGGCCACCAUAUGGUGCUGCGCAUCCGGCUACCUCUCCUUCUUCUUCACCGACUGCCUCAUGUCGCGCUGGCUGCUGAACUACACCCCACAAGCGACCAUCGUGCGGCUCCUGACCGUCGACGCGAUCAACGGAUACCUUACCUCUUGGGUCCUCCACCUUACAGGCGGCUUCGAGGACCCGCGGCUGAUUCUCCCAGCUUGGAUAGUGAUCUCUACCACAUUGACAGUAUUGUAUCACAUCACCCAACGCAAGAUCAACAUCCGCAAGGAGACGUCCAUGUCCAUUAGUGUGUUUUCCAUCGCCAGCUUCGUCAGCAUGGUGGCACUCUUGGUCCAGCUACAUUCGAACCGCUCCGACUACCCCGAUAUCCCCCUGCUUAACGUUAUCCGGAGGGUAUUACACGAAUCUGGCAAGCUGGCGAUCCGAAUCAUGGAGUAUGGUGAUAUUACGAGGGAACUCUAGCACUGAUGCUUGUUAAAGGAAUAAGGCGUUUUGUGGCGUUGUCUUGUCCAGAGAGUGGUUUCCGGUUCGAAAAGAAGGGGUAUGGGCACUGGGGGGUCACGUGGAAGCUCUCAGGGGAAGGAAAAGACAACGGCCAGGCAACAUUGUACAUACCACCUGGAAUCACGGUCGACAGCCGCGUACAAUUU